AGGUGUGAUCGCUGUCACUGAGUUCGCUUGGCUCAUAACACACAACGCACCACCCCGCGCUCAAUAAUCCGAGUAGGGUUUCUCGAUUUCGAGCAAUCUGAGAAUCUAGGUUUUUAAAUUUUGUUUCCUUUUUUGGUUGCAAUUACUUGGAGCGACGUUUCGGACAACUUUGAAAUACUUGCUAAAAUAGGCGGCCGGAAUUGAUUUUUAAUACGGAACUGGGAUAAUUGUUUAUGGAGUGGUGUUGCAUGACUGGGAAAUGAAGGAUUCGACGAAGAAAUCCACCAGGGUUUCACCGUCGCAGGCGGCCGACCUCCGUCAAGCAAAGAGCCUGUUACCAGAGGAUCAACCUGCAAGAGUUAAAACUAAAUCACAGCCAUCAUGUUCUAAUGUUGUGCGCUCGAAAAAUCACCUUGCUUGGUAUGUUGCACUAAACACAAAACAAUUAGAAAAGAAGAUCUCUCACAUUCCUCAGAUCAAAUGGAAAUGCCCUCCCAAAUUUGCUUUAAAUACUGGUUGGCAUGUCGUUUCCGGUGAAGAAAGCCAGGAGGCAGAAGCUCAAAAGUGUACAGAAUCGGCUGACCUCACUACAAUACCUCCCUGCCUCUUUACUCCGCUGCUUGUGGAAGUUGAUUGUCAUGAUAAUAGUGAAACACCGAUCAUCCCAAUCAUUCCUAUUGAAGAAAUGGCUGCAGAAAUGCCAUUCGAUACAUCAGGACAACCACUGGCCUCAUGCCCAUCAGUAUCCGGUGAUCUUCCCGUUUCUCAGUCUGAUCCUUCUGAAUCUGAAGACCAAUCUGUUCAUGGUAAAUCUCUUCCCCAUAUUCUGCAUGGUCUGGAAAGUGGUGAUCUGGAAAUUGCAGUUGCUGCGGCUGCUACUGUUGCUGCAGUAAUGAAAAGUAAAGAUCAUAUCGACACUGGACUGUUGAUCAAGUUCCUUAGCGACCCAAAAAUGAUUAAGAAAUUGAUGAAUGGAAACGGAUUGACAUCGAAGCUUGAAGAUGAAGCUCCACCUGCACCCAAAGCAAUCACAUCCUUGCCUUUGCCAAGCUCUACACCUGCUAAUGAAACAGUGAGCAAAGCAAUCCUAUUCAACUCUACGACAGAGCCAUUGAAUCAAUCUUCUAUACUGCCUUGCUCUAAAGUCGAAACAGAUAUCAUCAAAGCAACAAGUAAACCAAGUGGUGCUUAUGCUGGAAAUGGACCAACACACGCAUCAAAGGCAGCAAAAAAAAUGAGUCAAUCACCAAGGUUUAUCUCUAGUGGGCCGACUAAAAAGUUUACUGCUUGUUCACACACUCAAGAACAGAAAGUAAGACCUCUAGUGCCUAGCACUUUGAGACCCGAUGAGAAAACCAUCGACAGGCUACUGAAAAAAUAUGGUAGUCCUGAUAAUACCAUCGACAGGCUACUGAAAAAAUAUGGUGGUCCUGAUAUUACCGGUGUGAAGCCUGUGGACUCCCUUAAUCCAUCCACCUCAAUGCUAAACUUGGAGACGAUGAAGACAAUGAUUGAUGAUUACGGAGCACCUGAUGUGGUUCGGGUAAAGCCAAUGGUUUCGCUGGUUGCUUCCAACUCAGUGCCACCAAACAUAAGAGAGGUACGCAGAAAACCCUCCACGGGACCAAGUCCUCCAUUGCUGGCCUCGACUGCCUCACCUCCUGUGACAAAUUUGCACGCCUUGCCCAUCGAUGCUACAGGUAAUUUCCGUCCCUCCUACACACCCAUGGCUAUCCCUGCCCGUGAAGUUGGCUUACAAUAUCACAAGUCCUUAAUCAAACAUGGAAAGAUCCAUGAAACUGAGAAGGACAAAGUCCCAAAGAUUUGCCAAUCUGGUAACUACUUGCAAGGGCUAGAGCAGUGCCAUAAGAUAACCAAAAUCGAAACAAAUCCAAAAUAUUGGAAACCUUGCCUAUAUUUCACUAGCUCAAGAGGGUGUCGAAACGGUCACAAUUGCCCUUUCCAGCAUGAUGUGCCUAAACAAUGGAGGGCUACUAGCGCCGUCGAGGCCCCGAUAAAUCCGGUAGCCAUUGCCCCAGUAGCCAAGAGGAUGAAGCUUAAUGAGCAAUUUCAAAAAUGGCAUUAUUUGUGAGAUGUUGCUAAUGCUAUCAAGAAAUAGCGCAAACGGCCUUACAAAAAUUAAGGCCUUUAAACUCAUAUGACUGCAGAAAGAUACUGUUUUUUACUUUCGCAAUUGAAAAACUACAGUAUACAGCCUUUUUGUUUUAAAAGCUA
Molecule: messenger RNA, 2235 nt
Organism: Salvia miltiorrhiza (redroot sage)
Lineage: Eukaryota; Viridiplantae; Streptophyta; Magnoliopsida; Lamiales; Lamiaceae
Product: zinc finger CCCH domain-containing protein 6-like
Exons: 4
Coding region: 260-2092 (610 amino acids)
Molecular function (GO): metal ion binding
Source: RefSeq, a predicted model, not a curated record